AUGACGAAUCAUAUAUUAAACCAAUGUUCAAAAUGUCCUUUGGAAAUUAAACAAAAAUAUGGCAAUGAAAUACAAUCGAGUUCGAAGUCUUCGACGUCAGAAGAAAAAGAAAGUAACAAAGAUAUCCUGCUAGAAGCAUUAGAAGAUACCAGUCUCCCUUCAACUAGCAAAAAGGACACGUCAUCAAUGUCAUCAUCUUCCGAAUCUCCAUUACCAUCAGUAAAACGCAAGAAAGCUAGCUGCCAACAAACAUUGAGCGGGUAUAUAAAAGACACAAUAUUAGAUAUUCCCCAACAAGUUGACCUGACUAGUUCUCUUAUCGAAAGCUUGCUAAAACAUGUUGAAGAACGCUACGAAUUUUGUUCUAAGCCGAUUCAAUUUGCAGCCAAUCUUCUUGAUGCUCGCUUUAAAGGAGAACAAUUGAAUAAAGACCAAAUAAUGGAAGCAAUAGACUUCAUUUCUGAAAUGGCUCGUUCACGAAAUCUAGAUGUAGGGAAGGUGGUGGAUAAAAUUCAGAAGCUGGUUGCUAUUCAUUCUAAUUUGGUUAUAAACGAAAAACAGAUAUUCAUUUACGAUGCUAGACCAGCUCCACUUUUAGAAGACACUUGCAAAGAUUAUGCUGUUUUGUCCGUCCAUGAAGACGAAGCGGAGAUCGAGUCUGAAUCAGAUGCUUGGUCUGAAGAUUCAAACUCAGACUCAGAUGAAAAUAUACCUCUGAGCGCUUUGGUUAAAUAA
Messenger RNA from Acanthoscelides obtectus, 735 nucleotides. NCBI's taxonomy places the organism in Eukaryota, Metazoa, Arthropoda, Insecta, Coleoptera, Chrysomelidae. The record is from the annotation of a GenBank genome assembly.